UCAGCUGCUAAAACGGCCACUCCCGCUCUUCGGAAUCGCAUCUCGAGACCCGCGAAGCGUCCCCUCAUCCUCCCCGCAGCGGCAGCGGCCCGGGCCCCGCGGUUUCUGGACCAUGUACACCCGCAGUGGGGUGCAGGGCUCCGGGUUCGGAGCCCCCGUCGCCUCCCGCCCAGCCCGGGACCCCCCUGCGUGGGGCAGGGAGCUGCGCCCGCCGCAGGGCCCCAGGCGGGGUUUGCAGGAGGCUUCCGAGAGCCCUUCGCGGGAGAGCCUGGAGCACGCGGGCCAGAGGUUCACAGGUGCAUAUACCUUGAUAGUACCAAGUGAAAAACGAAGAAAUGAGAUGCAACGGAUGGCUGCAAAAGAGCUGGAGGACCUGGAGAGGUGGAAGGAGCAACAAAGGACGAAGCCCAUUAACCUGGCACCCAUGCAGCUAGGUGGAAACCACUCAGAGGUUGAAGUCAGGCAGAGACAACAACUUCAACUGAUACAAUCUAAAUGCCAGAAAAAGCUAAAAAGAGAAGAAUAUAUAAGAAUCAAAAGGGAAGCUGAAGAAGCCGAAAUCCAAAAAAUGAAGGCAGUUCAGAGAGAAAAGAGCAAUAAACUAGAGGAGAAAAAGAGACUUCAAGAAAACCUCAGAAGAGAAGCUUUUAGAGAACAUCAGCAAUGCAAAACUGCUGAGUUCUUGAGAAGACUCGACACACAGUCGUCACACAGAGGUACCUGUCCAGUGGCUGUUUGUGACCCACAAUCUUCAGCUUGGGCCAGAAAACAGGCUUAUACGGAUUCUAUAAGGGAAGGAACUAAAAAAUUGCAAAAGGUGAAGGAUGAACACUGCCAGAAGAGUGAAUUACUGGAACUUAAACACAAGCAACAGGAGGAAGAAAGAGCCAAAAUCCACCAGGCUGAACACAGGAGGGUAAAUAAUGCUUUUCUGGACCGACUCCAAGGUGCAAGUCAACCAGGUGGCCUCCAGCACUUUGGAGGCUAUUGGAAUAUGAAUAGUGGUAACAGCUGGGAUAUAUGAGAAAUAUUUGCUUACAUCUGGCCUUUGUCAACUGACCUUGAAAAACCACACGAGAUGUUUUUCCUUCUUACAGCUUUGUUCAGCCUCACUGUUUUUACCUUGACUUCAACUGCCCACCCGCUCAGCUGAGCAGCUGGGGCUGACUGGUUUCUCCCUGUCAUUAUUUAUGCAUGUUUGUAGGAGCCGAUUACUGAACUCAUAUUUAAUCUCUACUGCCAGUGAAAUGCUGCAUUAUUUUUCUAAUUGGUUUCAACUCUUAUUGGAAGUAUAAUUAUAGACAUGUUAGUAAGAUAGAAAAGGAGGGAAUUGUUUGAUGCUUUCAUGUUAGUGAGAGCUGUGGGUGCUGCAUGCCUGUCUCUAAACAGCUAAUUCUUAUCUAAUUCUCAGAUCAGGUUUGGGGAAGCUUUGGCACCUUUAGAUUUGAAUCUCUACUUUCUUAAUUCAGGGUACAAAUGUGAGCAAAAGAAAAAAUAAAUCUUCUAUAUGCUUUUAAACAAAUUUAUAAAUAAAAUUUGAACUGCUUCUGUAUAAAUGGCUUGUUUGUUUUUUAAUGAAAAGCUCUUCAGGGGUCUCAUUUUUAUAUUCUCCUUUACAGUCCAUAGAGAUCAAAUGUAGUACUAUAAUCACUACUGGAUUUGGCUUUGGUCUUGACUUACUUACUAAUACUGUUCCUCUGGUUUUUCAGAGUGGGACAGUUCAUUUCCUGAAAGGCCAUGAAAAAUAUCAGCUAGACACAGAUACCACAUGUAGUUUGUAGGUAUUUUGGAAACUUGUCUUUGCUCAUGCAAUCUAUUUCCUAUUACUAAUUCAGUCGGCUUUCCUGUUCUACUUUUAUGACCUUGAACCAGUAUAAACACUAGUGUGAGAAUAUUGGUUUUCCACACUGUAUGGUCUGGCCACCCCCCAUACCCCACGUUAUGUAGGCGAAGCAUUGUAGCAUUGCAUUUAGUCUUAGAAGGAAGGUUGGAAGAGUAGAUAAUUUUUGCAGAUGGACAUGAGUAGAUGACACUUUGCAAAAUUUAAUAGAUCUGUGUUACCAACUGCUCUGUUGAAAGUAACUUUCUAAACAUAUAUUUAGGGAAACACUGGGAUUUCAGGUUCUUGGGCCGAGAUUGAGGGAGCUCACAGAAGUGGGGUGAGGGUGUGGUACAGAAAGAGCUGCACUGGGUGGUGGUGGUGGUGGCUGACAGCAGAUGGUGCUCAGCUCGUUUCUUUGGGGUAAAUAAUGCAGACACUCUUGGUUUCUCUCUCUUCUGCCACCUGAACCUAUGUUUGUGCUGUUGACAGUAAUGUAAAAUGUUUGGUCUGUCUGAAAUCUUUGUUACUGCCUAACAUGGGGAAAAUGAAAUCCCUCAGCCUGGGUUGGAAACACUGCCAAACUGACCGUGUGUGAACGUCAUAGGCAUUUUACUGCUGUGGCAUGCAGCCAUUUCAGUCCUACACCUGCCAGCCUGGCUACCUCACAGUCCAUGGUCAUGUUCUGGUUUUUGUGUCUACGCUUGGCAUUCCUCACUUGCUGCUGUUUUCCAGUGUGUAACCAGGAGUCAAUGUAGGGGAAAGAGAUGCUUUCUUACUCUGGGACUCUUAGGAAAGUUGGUGUCAAUUUCUCUUCUACUGCCUGCCAUAUCCUGCAUUCCCAAAGAGUUUGUUCAGGUGUCUGGUCUCAUAAAAAAAAAUAAUUGUGCAGGUAUGGAAAAAUGUGACUUUAUGGCCAAAAUUAUCUCGACUACAUAUGGGAUGGUAAAGAUCUUCCUUGAACAAUUCUCUAUGUAGGUAGAAAUAACCAGAAAAGAAGCAAGAGUUGCUGUGUAAGGGAGUCUACCAUUUUGCUUUUCAUAUUUAAUCUGCUCUUGAUUGGAAUACAGUUUGACUUUUGGGUAACCCUGGAUAGGAAUCCCAAAGUUCCAAUUACCUUUUCUAUGCUUUUAAAGUACAUUUUCUGAAA
Messenger RNA from Kogia breviceps (pygmy sperm whale), 2969 nucleotides. It is a transcript of the gene EPSTI1, whose product is annotated as epithelial stromal interaction 1. NCBI's taxonomy places the organism in Eukaryota, Metazoa, Chordata, Mammalia, Artiodactyla, Physeteridae. The record is from RefSeq and is a predicted model, not a curated record.